Phodopus roborovskii (desert hamster) is the source of this 1269-nucleotide messenger RNA. RefSeq names its product translocase of inner mitochondrial membrane 21 (gene Timm21). Gene Ontology annotation, cellular component: TIM23 mitochondrial import inner membrane translocase complex. The coding region runs from base 163 to 897 and encodes 244 amino acids. The transcript is spliced from 6 exons. Gene Ontology annotation, biological process: protein import into mitochondrial matrix. The record is from RefSeq and is a predicted model, not a curated record. Lineage: Eukaryota; Metazoa; Chordata; Mammalia; Rodentia; Cricetidae.
AGGACGCAGAGGUGUGCGUUAGCUUCUCCUAGAGACUCUUCAUCUUGGCAUCCGCCUAACGCGGUGUCAGUGAGUUGAUUUCAUGUCUGGUCCGCUCGAGUGUGCGGAUUGCUUGCUGAGCUUCACGAGUUGCAGUCCCGAAGCCUCACGGCUUUUGUGAACAUGCUUUGUGCUUUCCUACGAGUUGUGCAGCGUGUGGAGAAGCUGCCCGGGACCCUGGGCAAGCAGUUGCUGCCACACUCUGUGCUCAGCAGAGCUUGCUUGAGGACCCAGCCUUUGAGAUGGGGGCUGCUGGAGCAGAAGAAAAGAGUGCAUCCUAGGACCGUCCUCGGGUUCACCCAGAAAACCUUCUGGACACACGGGCCGGAGCCCCAGAAAGCAAAGGAGGACAGCAGCAAGCAAGUGUCUGUGCACAGAAACCAGAGAGGGGAAGCUGCCGUCUCCACGUCUCAGAAAGUGAAAGAAGCCGGAAGAGACUUCACCUACUUGAUAGUGGUCCUCGUCGGAGUCAGCGUUACAGGUGGCUUGUUGUACACGAUUUUCAAAGAACUGUUUUCUUCAUCCAGCCCUAACAUCAUCUACGGGAAAGCCUUAGAAAAAUGCAGAACACACCCUGAGGUGAUCAGCGUGUUUGGGGAGCCUGUUAAAGGCUACGGGGAGAUGACGAGACGUGGGCGAAGACAGCAUGUCAGUUUUAUUGAAUAUGCAAAAAAUGAGCUAAAGCGCAUCCGGGUGAAAUUCUACAUUGAGGGCUCUGAACCAGGGAAGCAAGGGACAGUGCACGCAGAAGUGGAAGCGGACCCACAGAGUGGCCAGUUUGAAUUUCGAUAUGUAUUUGUGGAAGUGGCUCCUGCUAGAUCUAUUGUUGUUGAAGAUAAUCGUUCCCAAAAGAGUUAAAAGAAUCGGGCCAGCCUGCUGCUGCUUGCAGAGGACAAAGGGAUUCGUUGCCACUGUGAUCACCACAACUCUUUCAGAAGCUGUUCAGAAAAAUAAGAAUAAAAUGUUUGUCGCACAGAAAGCGUAUGUAAUGUGAGAGUUCAUGAGUUUGGACAAACCAAACUCAGAUUUUUCUUGUGAAAAUCAUGAAAUGUAGCAAAUUUUAUAGCAUUAUAUCAAAUUGCCAAUCAUGGCAGUACUUCAGCUCUAUGUUCGUGGUAAAUUCAUGCACCACAUAAAUAAAAGUUUCAGUAUUUUAUGCUCUUUAAUAUUGUGUGGUUUUUCUACAACCUGCAAAAUAAAAGUAAAUCUAACAAAAAGAUGUCAAAAGCA